This is a messenger RNA of Metarhizium robertsii ARSEF 23, 1692 nucleotides long. Its product is annotated as threonyl-tRNA synthetase. Gene Ontology annotation, molecular function: ATP binding; threonine-tRNA ligase activity. The transcript has a single exon. Gene Ontology annotation, biological process: threonyl-tRNA aminoacylation. Gene Ontology annotation, cellular component: cytoplasm. NCBI's taxonomy places the organism in Eukaryota, Fungi, Ascomycota, Sordariomycetes, Hypocreales, Clavicipitaceae. The coding region runs from base 1 to 1692 and encodes 563 amino acids. The record is from RefSeq and is a predicted model, not a curated record.
AUGAAGUCUGAAGUCGACAGCAAUCUCAUGCCCUCUGCUCGUCAGUGGACCCCUAAACCAGCACAGCACGAAAUCUAUGGAUGUCAGUGGAUCCAUUCCAUUUCCAGUAAUGAGCUGAGGAAGCCCUUCCAUCUUCACCUCUCAACAAGGCCAGCUCGGACAAACUCCAAGCGCUUCAAUCGUGGCCUUCGACCGCCAUUGACAGCCACCGCCGCCAUGAUACGCUCAGGGGCUACCAGACAAGCGGCUCUGGGCAUAUCACGCGUGCGAUGGACCUGUCCCGCCUGUCUCUGUCGCCGGCAGUACUCUCAAAAGCCAGAGAAGCGCGAACCUCCCGACCAUAGAAAAAUAGGCCUGCAACAGGAACUCUUCAUCACCUCCGCGUACAGCCCCGGGUCCCCAAUCUUCCUACCAAACGGAGCCAGAAUCUUCAAUCGGCUAAUCGACUUCAUCCGCAAGCAGUACGCUCGCUAUGGCUUCCAGGAAGUCAUCACACCAACGAUAUACAAGAAAGCGCUCUGGGCCAAGUCGGGCCACUUAGAAAACUAUGCCGACGACAUGUAUACCGUGACCGGAAACACGAGCACCCCCGACAAAGAUGGAGGCGGGUGCUGCGGAGGCGACCAUGGCCCAGCCGAGCCCGACUUGGAAGCAGACAACGAGUACGGCCUGAAGCCCAUGAACUGCCCGGGGCACUGCCUCAUAUUUGCUUCCAGAGUCCACAGCUAUCGCGAAUUGCCAGUCAGAUAUGCCGACUUUAGCCCUCUGCAUAGAAACGAGAUCUCAGGUGCUCUAUCGGGGUUGACCCGUGUACGACGAUUCCACCAGGACGACGGCCACAUUUUCUGCCGCCCUUCGCAAGUCGAAGAAGAGAUCAAGAAGACGUUGGACUUUGUCAAGGUCGUAUAUGGCGUUCUCCGCCUGGGUGUCGGCUACAGACUUGCGUUGUCUACCCGACCAAAGGACCACUUCAUCGGCACCGAAGACGAGUGGAACAGGGCCGAGGAUCGCUUAAAGAUGGCGCUGGACUCGUCGGGCAUGGAGUGGAGCAUCAACGAGGGGGAUGGUGCAUUCUACGGCCCCAAGAUUGACAUUGUGAUCAAGGAUUCGGACGGAAAAGAGCAUCAGACGGCCACGAUCCAGUUGGAUUUCCAACUUCCCAAGCGUUUCGCGCUCGAGUACCAGGCGCCCGCGCCUGAAUACGAAGCACGGGGAGAGACGACGAAUGAUCCGGUCUUGUUGGCGGAAUACGGCCCUGUGCGGCCCGUCAUGAUUCAUCGCGCGGUAUUGGGCUCGGUGGAACGGCUCAUGGCCCUUCUGAUUGAGUCAUACGAUGGCAAGUGGCCGUUUUGGCUCAACCCGCGACAAGCCAUCAUUCUCACGGUCAAUACAUCACGGCCCGUUUUGGAUUGGGCAGAUGAAGUCAAAGAGAUCCUCCUCGGGCUGAAGAAGGAGGCAGGCCAAACGAGCACGGAAGGACCCGUGAACCCGACCGGCCUAGCAGUCGAUGUCGAUUAUAGUGCUCGCUCUCUCGGCUCCAAGAUCCGAGAGGCACGAAUCAACGGCUACAGCCAGAUCCUAGUUGUGGGCGAAGAGGACGUCAAGCAUGGCCAAGUCAGCCUCGGGAAAGAGAGAAUGAGCCCCAUGGAGAUGCGUGACAAGAUGUGCGAAUUGGCCGACGCGUUUGAAUAG